Messenger RNA from Andrographis paniculata, 2283 nucleotides. RefSeq names its product probable inactive purple acid phosphatase 27. The coding region runs from base 307 to 2169 and encodes 620 amino acids. Lineage: Eukaryota; Viridiplantae; Streptophyta; Magnoliopsida; Lamiales; Acanthaceae. Gene Ontology annotation, molecular function: acid phosphatase activity; metal ion binding. The transcript is spliced from 12 exons. The record is from RefSeq and is a predicted model, not a curated record.
CAUUAUUUUAUUUUAAAGUAAGAUUAUUCUGCUGGAUUUAGCCGGCGGGAUUCGCGACGGCAGUUUGAAUUCAGAUUGAGUUUGGCUGAAAAUUGAUGUCUUAUCGGUCGCCUAUUUAAGUGCUUGCGCCUACUUCAUCAACCUCAAAUUUCUCGAAGAGGUUUUGCGGCAAUCGUUGAAACUAUAUGGUUAAGCUGUAAACCCAGAGUCAACGUUCUCACGGCUUUCUUCUUGGGCUCCGAUCGGAAUUCUGACACUACCUGCUGCUUUUCUGAGCAUCGAAAUUGUGUCCUUUUGGAGACAAGGAUGAAGACGCUUUUCCUUUUGAGAGUUGCGGUACUUCUUUUGAGCUUGCGGUUGAGUUUCAAUGUGGAUGUUGUUUUAGCGCAUUCUGCUAUUGCAGACCAGCCUCUGGCGAAGAUUGGGAUUCAUAAAGCAAUUCUUGCUGUUAGGGAUUCAGCUUCAAUUAAAGCACAUCCUCGUGUUCUUGGGCUCAAUGGCGAGGAUACUGCAAGGAUUGUGGUGGGAUUCGAAAACGAUAAACCCUCGGAUGAUGACUGGAUUGGGGUAUUUUCUCCUGCAAAAUUCAAUGGAUCAAUAUGCUAUUACGAGAAUGAUCAAAAGGAGCAACCACCAUACAUCUGUACUUCCCCAAUAAAGUACAAAUUUGCAAAUUUCUCGAGUUCCAACUAUUCGAAGACAGGCAAAGCAUCAGUGGAUUUCCAGUUAAUCAAUCAGCGUUCGGAUUUUGCCUUCGCACUGUUUUCCGGGGGAUUAUCUAAUCCGCAACUGGUGGCAGUAUCAAAUUCCAUUUCUUUUGCAAAUCCGAAGGCACCAGUUUAUCCUCGCCUUGCUAAUGGAAAAGCUUGGAACGAAAUGACAGUUACAUGGACAAGUGGCUAUAACAUAGAUGAGGCCACCCCAUUUGUUGAGUGGGGAUUGAAGGGCCACCACCCUAGACGGUCUCCUGCAGGCACAUUAUCCAUUGAGAGAAACAGCAUGUGCGGAUCACCUGCACGUACAGUCGGUUGGCGUGAUCCUGGAUUCAUGCACACUAGUUUCCUUAAUGGUCUAUGGCCAAAUCGAGUAUAUUCAUACAAGAUAGGUCACAUCUUGUCAAAUGGAUCCUAUGUUUGGAGCAAGACAUAUUCGUUCAAAGCAUCACCAUACCCAGGGCAAGAUUCAUUGCAGCGGGUUGUGAUAUUUGGUGACAUGGGGAAGGGCGAACGCGAUGGCUCGAAUGAGUAUAGCAAUUAUCAGUAUGGCUCAUUGAACACCACAGACCAGCUUAUUCAGGACCUCGACAACAUUGACAUAGUUUUCCACAUUGGAGACAUCGUAUAUUCAAAUGGCUAUAUCUCACAGUGGGACCAAUUCACCCAACAGAUAGAACCUAUCGCCUCAACCGUGCCAUAUAUGAUUGGCAGUGGCAACCAUGAGCGCGAUUGGCCCGGGACUGGAUCCUUUUAUAACACAACAGACUCCGGUGGGGAAUGUGGAGUGAUGGCCGAGACCAUUUUCUAUGUUCCUGCGGAAAACAGAGCCAAGUUUUGGUAUUCGACAGACUACGGCAUGUUUCGCUUUUGCAUUGCGGACAGUGAGCAUGACUGGAGGGAAGGAACCGAGCAGUAUAAAUUCAUCGAACGCUGCCUUGCAUCAGUAGACAGACGAAAGCAGCCAUGGCUGAUAUUUGCUGCUCAUCGAGUUCUUGGUUAUUCUUCAGACAAGUAUUACGCCUUAGAAGGUUCCUUUGCAGAGCCAAUGGGCAGAGAAAGCCUGCAGAAGCUCUGGCAGAAGUAUAAGGUCGACAUCGCACUCUACGGCCACGUCCACAAUUACGAAAGAACUUGCCCAGUUUAUCAGAACAAGUGUGUCAAUCCCGAAAAACACCAUUACUCUGGGACUGUGAAUGGCACAAUACACGUCGUAGUUGGGGGCGCGGGAGCUCACCUAUCCGAGUUCAGCAAAGUUAACACGAGCUGGAGCCUGUACAAGGACUUCGACUGGGGAUUCGUCAAGAUGACAGCGUUCAACCACUCGUCCCUUCUCUUCGAGUACAAGAAGAGCCGAGAUGGAAAGACUUACGACUACUUCACCAUCAGUCGGGACUACCGAGACGUGCUGGCAUGCGUGCCCGAUGGCUGCGAAGCAACCACAUUGGCAACUUGAAGCAGCAAACUAAAACAAUAUUUGAUGUUCAUGACAAUGUUUAUGUUUACAGUUUACGUUACUAUUUAUUUCAAUCUACAGAGUAUAUAAUAAAAACUACAGUUGUUAACGUUA